Messenger RNA from Malania oleifera, 5441 nucleotides. RefSeq names its product pentatricopeptide repeat-containing protein At3g57430, chloroplastic-like. The coding region runs from base 219 to 2252 and encodes 677 amino acids. The transcript has 4 exons. NCBI's taxonomy places the organism in Eukaryota, Viridiplantae, Streptophyta, Magnoliopsida, Santalales, Ximeniaceae. Gene Ontology annotation, molecular function: protein binding; zinc ion binding; RNA binding. The record is from RefSeq and is a predicted model, not a curated record. Gene Ontology annotation, biological process: RNA modification.
AAUGUUGACCCAAUUUAUUAUUGCUCUUUCGUUGUGUGCAACCGUGCAAAUUUACACUUUACCUUGGCCGUUGGAUUCCAUGAAGAACAAAGAAGGGAGAUAAUGAUUCAAUUCCCAACGGUCAUCAACCGUUAUUUUUCCCGCCAUAGAGGGUAUUCUCUCCAUUUCGUAUAUCUCCAGCACACCCAUCACAACCGUUUCAAUUCAACUCGUCGGCCAUGCCCCAAGCUCUUUCGCACGCUUCAAUCCUCCAAGGACUCAAAGAACUAAAGCCCCUUCGGCAAGUUCAUGCCCACAUUAUCGCAUCUGGGCUUGCCCGCAAUAUUUUCCUUUCAAACAGAUUGAUGAACUCAUACGCUUCUUGUGGGCUCAUGGCAGAAUCAGAGCAAAUUUUCCGUCAAAUGCCCCAGAAAAAUGUGGUUUCUUGGACAAUUUUGGUAUCUGGGUAUGCUAAGAAUGACCUCUUUAUGGAGGCCGUCGAUGUUUUUCGGGAGGUGAUAUUGAGUGGCAUCAAGCCGAAUGCCGUGGCAAUUACUAGCCUUUUACCUGCUUUGGCUAACUUGGGUUUGGCCCGGAUGGGGAAAUCGGUGCACUGUUUUUGGAUUCGGUGUCUUUUUGGUGCCAGUGUGUUUGUGGAAACAUCUUUGGUUGGUAUGUAUUCGAAAUUCGGAUGUAUGGAUAUUGCUCAGCAUUUGUUUGACAGAAUGUCGCAGAGAAAUACUGUUUCUUGGAAUGCACUUAUAUCUGGUUAUUCUCAUAAUGGAUUUGGUGAGGAAGCGCUUUGGCAUUUUAAUUUGAUGCGAAGAAAAGGGUUCUCUGUGGAUUUUUUCACGGUAGCCAGCGUGAUAUCAUCUUCAUCGAGUAUGGUGGGUUCAUUUAUAGGAACUGGACUCCAUGGCUUUUCAAUUAAAACUGGGUUAGACAAUGACCGACUUGUUAAAACUACUCUAAUGGAUAUUUAUGUAAAUGGCAAUAACAUUGAUGAUGCUUAUCAAAUAUUCACUGAGAUGCCUGUGAAGGAUGUGGUUGCAUGGACAUUGAUGUUGACAGGCUUUUCAAUUGGUCAAUAUUGGAAGAGGGCCAUUGAACAUUUCAAUGAGAUGAUGGCAGCAGAAAACAUUGCAUUGGAUUCUGUUGCUUUCAUCGGUAUCCUUUCGAGUUGCAGCAGUUCAGGAGCUUUACAACAAGGACUGCGGGUUCAUGCAUUGGCAAUGAAAAUGGGGCUUGUAAAUGAUAUUUUUGUAGGAUCUGCCCUUAUAGACAUGUAUGCGAACUGUGGAAAUUUGGCAGAUGCAAGAAAAGUAUUUGAAGGGAUAAAGGAAAAGGAUGUUGUAUGUUGGAAUGCCAUGAUUGCUGGUAAUGGGAUGGUUGGGUAUGGUCAUGAUGCAGUUGAUCUUUUUUUGCAAAUGAAUGCUUCAGGCAUAAAUCCAAACGAAUCAACUUUUGUAAGCAUUCUUCAUGCUUGCAGUCAUGCUGGGAUGGUUGAUCAAGGGCUCUUUAUUUUUGAUCGUAUGGUUAAAGACUGGCACAUUGUUCCUAAUUUGCGACACUAUGCUUGCGUUGUUGAUCUUAUGGGACGAGCAGGGCGCUUAGAUGAUGCUAAGUCAUUGAUUAGUAGCAUGCCACUGCAACCUGAUUCUGGGGUCUACGGUGCACUCCUUGGUGCUUGUCGUGUUCAUGGUAACAUUGAGAUGGGACUUGACAUUUCCCAGAAAUUUUUUGAGUUGGAAGCAAAUGAUGCUGGGUAUUAUGUCUUGCUUUCAAAUAUGUAUGCUUCGGCGGGAAAUUGGGGGGGAGUGCAAAUGACCCGAGCAUUGUUAAGAUCAAACGGAUUAAAGAAGGACCCUGGAUUCAGUUCGAUCGAGAUAAAUCGGGAAGUCUUUACAUUCAUAGCAGGAGAGAAAGAUCAUCCCCAGUAUGCUGAAAUUGAUAAAAUUUUAUGGUUCAUGAUUUCAAAGAUAAAGAAGGCAGGCUAUGUGCCUGAUCUUAACUCCGUGUUUCAGGAUGUUUUAGACAAUACAAAGAUGGAUAUCUUGUACCAUCAUAGUGAGAAGAUGGCCAUUGCCUUUGGACUACUAAGAACCAAACCAGGAACUAUUAUUCGGAUAACAAAGAAUCUCCGUACCUGCAAUGAUUGCCAUUCUGCGAGCAAGUUUAUUUCCACAGCUUUUGGAAGAGAGCUUCUGAUUAAGGAUGCAAACCGUUUCCAUGUUUUCCAAGAUGGAAUCUGUUCUUGUGGAGACUAUUGGUGAUGUAAAAGGAUGGUUCGAGAUAAAUCUUGAUCAGGGAGAUAAUGCCAACCAUUUUGUGAUUGAUUGUGAAAGGACCAGCAGAAUACUCAGGAGGGCUGCUGCCUCCAUGUCGGAUUUGCAACUCAACAAUCACACAUCAUGUCACGUUAGGGUGUAUUCAGCUGUGGAAAACAAGGGUGUUUUCCAGGAAAUUUUCCUAAAAAAUAAAAAAAAUUGAAAAUAUCUCAGUUGUAAGAAAACAAAAAAAAUUAGAAGAAUGGAAAGCUAAAAAUAACUUGGCAUGGAAAGCAAAAAAUAACUUGUUUUACAAAAUUUCCUCCUCUCCCUCCAGAACUCAUUUGACGCUUGAAGCAGCUUGCUUCUUUCCUCCACUCCACAGAUUGAUCAAGGAUUUGUUUAGCAUCAGAUAGAGGAAAUCUGUUGAAACUUGAAAAUAUUUCACAUAUGGUAAGAAAUUAUCAUGUACGUUUCAGAUUUGACUAUUUUUUUAUCGAUCAAUCUGACCUAUUUUUUUCUUGAGAGCUCUUUUAAUUCUCUCAGUGGCUGAGAUAUUGGUAUUCUUUUGAGCUCUUAACGAUUUACAGAGAAAAGAGCUUGAAUUCUCUCUUUUUUGUGCCAAUUCCUAACCCAGAAAUUCUAGUUUCAGAAACUCUCAUGAACUUUUAUACCUAAACCAAGAGGUGAAGGUCAAUUUCCAUUGAAAAUUCAGAGACACAGGAUUCAACCUCACAAUAGCCUCAAACUUCUUUUUAUUCUCAUCUGCCCCACAAAGUUCAACAUCUUUCACCCAUUCUUGAUGUCCAAAUCAUCAUCCCACCACAGUUACUUCUUCUAAUCUUUUACCUGCUGCAUCAUUAUUUACGUCAUCAAGGGGCUGCUGGGUUUUCUAUGGAAACGAUGAUUAAAUGGCAUAAUGUAUCAAGAAUCCAGCUAGCUUUAGUAGAAUAUGUCAGCUGCAUCUUUGAUAAAAUUUUCUGUCAAAUUUAAUACCUACAUUUUGACAGAUAGCUAGGAGCACAAUCGUCCUGUCCAAAUCAGUGAAAUCACCAUAACAUCAACUUCAUCUUCCUUUUUUUUUUUUUUUUUUUUUCAUUUUCUUUUCUAAGACUAUGAAUUGCCACUACCAAUAUAGACCUACUGCAUUAUUACUGCUAUUAAGCUGAGUAAAAAAUUUUCUACAGGACAAUUAUGAGAUGGAGUACUGCAGUACUGCAAGUCUCAGGAAAUGGUUAAUUUUCCUUGGAAGGAUGAUUAAAUGAAGUACUGCCCCCAAAGACUGGCUUUAUAGCCAAAAUGUUGACAAAUGCACAAACUCAGCUUUAAAGGGGAACGCGUGGCAGUUUGUUAUUGGUAGAAGAGAGAGAGGACGAGGACUAAUUACAGAUUGCGGGUAUGGAAGUUCAAACAUUUUCGAAACCUGCUACUUUGCUCCCAUUGCUGAUUUGGAGUCUUAGUCUCCUGACCCAUUCGGUGGAACUCAAAACCAUAGGUCUUGUCUCAAAUGGUUUGCUGUUGGUGCUGAGGUGGAGGAAGUGAACUCCUUGGUGGCUGAGCUUGCUAACAUAACUGCAAGGGAGUGUGUUUUGCUUAAUCAGUGCAAAGAUAUCUUGUCCACAGCAGCUGCAAUGCAGGUAAGAACAAAAUUCAGUUUCCAUUGAAAACAUUACCGGGUUUGAAUUUCAAUGCCUAAAGCUGCUGAAAGAAUUCUACUGUAUUCUACAAAAUAUUGGCCCUUUUCUUGCAUAUUUCCUCGUACAUUCAUUUCUCACUCAAAAUAUAAGGAUAAUUUACGGUAAUUGCCCCUGGCUUUCUAGUCCAAGAGUUCUUAGCAUAUCAGUUCAAUUACUGCAGUGGCUGUAGCUUAUAAUGUCAUAUCUGCACUAUAUUUUUCAACACUUGCUAGUUAUUGCAAUUGCGGACAUCAUUCUUUUGAAAAGAAUUUUAUAAUAUUUUUUGCAUUGCCACUGAAUUUUUCCAUAAUGAUGGAAGGCUUAGAGUGUGAUUAUCAGCUGGACAAACUGAAUUUUAUUAUAUUAUUACAGUGCGGUGUGCCAAUUCCAUCCUAAUUGUUUUUUGGGGAAUGACAUCUGUAGUUGUCUCUGCUCCAUGCUCCAGUUUGUCCCAUCUUGUACUACUGCCUUUCUCCUUUCUCUUGCAUAAUAAAUUUAACUUAUUUUUAAAUUUUUCAAGAUUGACAUUAAAAUUGUACAAGAUGUAGUCAUAAAGAGUUUAUCUAGUUGUACAAAAUAUUUUUUAUUUUUUAUUUCUAGAUUUUAAAAUAAUUAGAAAAAACACCCCUUAUUUAUUUUAUUUAUUUUAUUUUUCUAAGUAUUAGUAUGAUGGAUUUUGUGACUUGAAUUUAGAUUUGUGUGGGUUAUGAAGAAACUUAAUAUAUAAUUGGAUAAACUAAAGUCUAAUUCGAAUUCUAUGUUCUUAUGCACAAAGUAAGAAAUCUAAAAUCUAAAAUCUAAAAAAUAGGAAUAAAUGUGAUGAUCUUGGGUCUAAUUCGGAUUAGAUAUUAUUUGUUUUGACCACUUGUUUCAUUAGGUUGUCUUAUAAAAAACGUUUCACAUAGUUGGAACUAAACCAACCCUUAUAGGUUUAAGAUUUUUUUUGUAUGCAUCUAAUGUGAGAUUGUGAGAUUCUCCCUUGUCUAAUCUUUGAUGCUCUUGUGUGCGGACUUGUUUCCAUAUAAUAGUACCUUGAGGGUGGCUCUAAUAUUAAAUAUAACAAUCUCGAGCCUAACUCUAGUGAGAUAUUAUCUAUUUUGACCCACUGGCCUCAUGAAUUUUUUGAAAAAAAAACGCAUUACUUAGUUGGAGCCUAUACCAAAUUAUGAGCUCAAGAUUUUCCUAAUACAUAUGUGACGUGGAACUGUGAUAUCAUCUCCUAUCUAAUCUCUGAUUCUCUUGUCAGAGUGCCCUACUUGGUCCCACAUGAUACUACUCUCUAGGGUGGCUUUGAUACCAAAUGUAAUAAUUUUGAGUUCAAUUCAGUUGAGAUAUUGUCCACUUUGACCCAUUGGUCUCACAAGUUUGUUCUAUAAAAGACGCCUCACAUUAUUAGAGUUUAAACCAAAUUUAAAAGUCAAAGAUUUUAAUUAAUAAGAUAUUUUAAAACUUUUCUCUAUAGAUUUGAAAAUUAACAAAUAAAGUGGGGUUGUUGUAAUUUUUCAAAAAAAAUUAAAAA